Molecule: messenger RNA, 1029 nt
Organism: Brassica napus (rape)
Lineage: Eukaryota; Viridiplantae; Streptophyta; Magnoliopsida; Brassicales; Brassicaceae
Exons: 2
Coding region: 1-1029 (342 amino acids)
Molecular function (GO): zinc ion binding
Source: RefSeq, a predicted model, not a curated record
AUGAGAUUGGAGCAUAGUUGUGAGAUUAUUUAUUGGCACGGUUGGGAAGCUCGUGAGUUUGAUAUUGCAGCUGCUAGAGGUAUACCAGAUCGCAAUUAUGCUAAAAUCCCAGCAUAUUUGCAUAUGAUUAAAGAAGCUAAUCCUGGUACGCAUAUUCACUAUGAAACUAAUGAGAAGGCAAGAUUCAUGUAUCUAUUUAUGUCAUUUGGGCAAUCAAUUAGAGGAUUCAACAAUGCAAUGCGAAGGGUGAUUGUUGUUGAUGGAACUUUUCUGAAAAAUAAAUACAGAGGAGUUCUACUUGUUGCUACUGAUGUAGAUGGUAACUCUAAUUUACAGUUGAAAGUGGUUAUUGCUGAUUGUCAAGACCUAGCUUUUGUCUCAGAUAGAAAUGCGUCUAUUUCUAAACCGAUUGGGACUGUCUACCCUCAAUCAACACAUGAAAUUUGCAUUCAUCACUUGUUGACCAAUGAGGUUACAUUUUUCAAGACAAAAGGGUUGACUGCCUUGGUGGAAAAGGCUUCACGGACGUAUAGGUACACUGAAUUUCAGGAACGUAUCACUGACAUUUUUGAAAUGAGUCAUGAGCUUGGAAGAUAUCUACGGGAGGCUGAUGUGCGCAAAUGGGCUCGUUCUCUCUUCCUUGGUGAAAGGUAUGACAUUAGGACCACAAACCCUGCAGAGUCGAUAAAUUCAGUUCUGAGAAUACCUAGAGAAUAUCCGGUUAUUCCUUUGCUAGAUAGUAUAAGAGAAUUGUUGACUCGAUGGUUCUAUGAGCGUCGCUUGGUAAGCUCUAAGCAUCUUGAUCCUUUAACCACUAAGGUGGAGAAAAAGAUUGAUAGGAGAAUUGUGAAGGCAAAAGGCUUUCAAGUCUACAAGGUUGACGACUUCAAAUUGCUUGUGAAAGGAGACAUAUAUGAUUGUCAUGUUGAUUUGGAAAGAAGAACAUGCACAUGUGGGAAGUACAAUAUAGGAAAAAUUCCUUGCCGACAUGCCAUUCCUGCCAUUUAUUCACGAGGUAUGGAAGUAUAA